Aegilops tauschii subsp. strangulata is the source of this 1785-nucleotide messenger RNA. Its product is annotated as FRIGIDA-like protein 3. NCBI's taxonomy places the organism in Eukaryota, Viridiplantae, Streptophyta, Magnoliopsida, Poales, Poaceae. The record is from RefSeq and is a predicted model, not a curated record.
UCAACGUGGGCCUCUUCCAUCCAGCCUGCUUCUUCCACCUCCUCCCACCGGCUAGCGUAGACCCCGUAGGCAGAGCCAAGGGUUUCCGGCGCUGGCUGCAGCCAUGGCCGCCGAGCGAGAGCCGAACCCCUCCGUCCUCGACGCCGUCGCCUCCCUCCAGACCUACUCGACCGCCCUCUCCGCCUUCACUUCCGCAUGGCGCUCCCUCUAUUCCGAUGCCACCACAAUCGACUCCACCCUCGCCUCCCGCCUCGAAGGCUUCUCCCAGCUCGAGCUGCUCUGCUCCGGGAUGGACGGGCCAGGCCUCCGCGCGUACCUCGCCGAGCACAGGGACGAGCUCCGGGACCCCGCUCGCUCGCUCGAUGCCGCCCUGCUGGUGGCCCCCGACCCGGGGCUGCUGGUGCUCGCCGCGGCCGCGGGGUUCUGCCGCUCGCCUCCGACCAAUGGCAAGGCGGACGGUGAAUCCAAGGUGUCCUGCCGCCUGCUCAUCGACCUCCUCGACCGGAUUCGCGCGCUCGGCGUGAAGCCGUCGCCGGAGGCGCGAGAGGAGGCCAGGGCUGUCGCAGCGGACUGGAAACGGAGCAAGCGGAUCGAGGAGCAGUCGCUGUUUAAGAAUGAGACGAUCGCCUUUCUGCUUCUCAUCGGGGUAUUUGGUUUGGUGGAGGAUGUUGGUGGCGCCGCCCAGGUGCUCGAUCUGGUCGUGUCGAUCUCGAGCCGGGAGCGCGCCGUGGAGAUCUUCCUCGGCCUUGGCCUCGACCUCGACAAGCAUAUACCAGUUCUCACUCAGGCAAUGAUAAACAAAGGCAAACAGCUCGAUGCAGUCAAAUUUAUCCAAGCUCUUAAUUUAGUGCACAAAUAUCCUUUAUUGCCUAUUCUUAGGUCAUAUGUGAAUGAUGCGAAAAAUGCUGGGAACAUGAUCCGCAUCAGGGGAGACGGUCCUGCCUCUCAGGAUGCAGGUGAUGCAAAAGAGCGUACAUUGCUCGGAGCAUUGCAGAAGUUCAUUAAAGAACACAAACUAGAAGAACUGCCUAUUUUGGAAGAAGCUAACAACAGAAUGACACUAUUGGAUCUGCAAAGUGCAGAGAGAAAGCGAGCAGCAAAUGCUGCAGCUGCAGCUGCUCGUGAAGUUAGUAAGAACAUUCUGGACUCCAGGAAGAGACCACAGCUUCCAGAGAGUGCCGUACAAGGUUCCUUAGGCCAGAACACCCGCCCGGUAGGAACAUCGAGUCAGGAGCUCAUGUUAAGGCAGAGCUUCCCUACAGUUGGAGUUGCGAACAAGUACCAAGCUGUUUCUAGCCAUAACAUAGUUCCAGCUACCGCUCCUAAUCCAUUGCUUUCUUCCGGGAACCAGCGUCCCAUUGGCAUCCAGAAUCAGACCCUGGCUGCUUCAUCUGUUCAGGCUCAGUACAGUGGCGGCGUGGCAGACUUCUAUAAUUUGGCAUCGAUCAGACCAGGUGGUUUGAGCGUUCCAGGUGCCAGCGCAUCAUCAAGGUCAAAGCUCUAUUCUGAAGAUCCCCUUGCGUAUGUCUCUCGAGCAUCCGAUAAGAAGGGUUCAUCUUACAGUUAUUCUUUGUCUAAUAUGUCGAAGUAUAAUACGUAGAUGAUGCUACCUGACAUCAGGCGUUGGUUUCUACGGAGACCUGCUUAGAUGCUAAUUAUAUUUGUAUAUAUCUCUAUCGAUGCUUUAGUUGCCGCUAUGUAUAUUUAACAAGGGUGUGACUAUAUGUCAUCUAGAUGUGAGAUAAUAUCUCACAUCUAAGUAUAACAUCAGCACUUUUGUGGUCU